UACAUGAAUAAUUAGUAUUCAAUUAAAUAACAUACAAAUAUGUCGUAUUAAAUUUCAACCCACCGUACAAAUAUUAGUAAUGGAACGUUUAGUUGAAGAAGAAUUGAAUGCAAUGGUCGGCGAAGAUGCGUUUGGUAAAAAUUGUAAUUUAGUUUCGUUCAAAUUAUAUAACUGUAUGACUGAUGCGGAUGAAUUUUGGUAUCAAAGAAUAUUUUGUAGUCUUAUAAUUUCGGAUGGAUCAAAUUAUAACAUAAUGAUCAAGUUAAAAAUUCAAGAUUUGGUACUGCGUGGAUGUUUUGGAUGUGACAUUUUGUUUAAUAAUGAAUUAAUAUUUUACAAAAAGGUCAUACCGUUCCUACUAGAGUGCCGGGGACCAACAUUUAAUGAUUCAAAUACUUUAUUUUUACCACGUUUUUUUUAUGGUCGUAAUGAUUGUAGUGAAUUGAUGGCAAAUGACUUAAUUGUUAUCGAAAAUAUUAAUACUUUAGGAUAUUGUUUAAGUAAUGAGAAAGUGUUUCUGGACAAUGACCAUUUAACAAUCGCACUUCAGGCAUUAGCAAAGUUUCACGGAUUGUCGUAUAAUGCCAAACACAAAGAUCCGGGAAAAGUUUACGGUAUCUUGGAAAACGUUCGCAACAUACAGAUCGACGAGAACGGGCAUUGGAUGGCCCAGGACGACUUGUUCAAAAAAUGCGGUAAACGAGGGAUGGACCGACUGCUGAAACGGGACGGGGACAGGUACCGGGACCACGCGCACAUACGACGCUUGAACGAGCUCUUCGACGACGCGGAGAACGUGCUAAUGCAGUCAUUGAACGUCCGAGAACCGCUGUCCGUCAUAUGCCACGGCGAUUGGCACCGCCAAACGUUGUUGUUCCAGUACGACGAGCACAGGCGUCCGUUCGACGCGACGUCCAUAGACUUUUCCAUGUUACAUUACGGGUCGCCCGCGUUGGACCUGUCGUUGUUCCUGUACAUGUCCACCACGCAGCGGGUGCGCGAGGCGCACUGGGAUGACCUGCUAGACACCUACUGCGCCGCACUGGCCGCGUCCGUCCCGCCCGGCGUCCGUGUCCCGUGCCGCGCCGAAAUCGACGCCGAGAUGGCCAAGACUGCCAUCAACGGGCUCGCCAAAGCGUCGUUUGCCCUGCCGUUCAUGUUGCGCGACAGGAGCGACGCGUUGGACUCGUUGGCGACGAGCGACGACCCGGUGGACUACUUUCUGGCGUUGGGUGGCGACAUGGCAACCGAAUGCUUGGCCGAUAUCGUAAUGCAUUUAGCGGACAUGGGCUACACAGAUGCGGGACGUGGCGGACAUUCUGAUCUGGCCGAGAAUACAGACUCGAAAUACGGUUCGUCCACAUAGGAGAUAGCUAUUAUACAUUAUAACAAUAAUCAUUGUACUUAUUAAUAGAUUUUUUAUGGCAUUGGACUACUUUUAGAAUUAUUUUUAAAAAAUGUCGAGUUAUAUAAUGUGAUUAAGAAUAAAAAGUUCUUUUUUUCAUGGAAUGCAUUGAACAUUUUAAAUAAAUACAAAAAUAGCUCUGCAGCUUAGAAUCUAAAACAUGUAA
Messenger RNA from Rhopalosiphum padi (bird cherry-oat aphid), 1571 nucleotides. RefSeq lists its product as uncharacterized. Bases 80 to 1366 code for a protein of 428 amino acids. The transcript has 2 exons. NCBI's taxonomy places the organism in Eukaryota, Metazoa, Arthropoda, Insecta, Hemiptera, Aphididae. The record is from RefSeq and is a predicted model, not a curated record.